AUGUCCAUUCCCAGCCUGGUUCCCCUGACCUUCCUCUACCUGGUACUGCUUUUCCUCCAUACCCAAGUCUCGAUCUGCAAUGGGGUCUCAGUUCUGGGCCUGGAUUCGCUGGAAAACAGUGAAAUGGAUGCAAUGGUGAAAAGGGUUUGCACCCAAAAGGUUGGGGAAUGUUUUUCAGAUACUGAGAUGGAUACGGAGACCAACAGGAGAGUUCUGGUGAUGCAGAAGAAGUAUAUAAGCUAUGAGACACUGAGGAGGGGCAUGACUCCAUGUGCUAAACCGGGGGCAUCAUACUACAAUUGUCAGGCUGGAGUGGCAAAUCCUUACAACAGAGGUUGUGAGGUCAUUACUAGAUGUGCAAGAGGUAUCCCCAAAACUUGA
Molecule: messenger RNA, 381 nt
Organism: Juglans regia (Persian walnut)
Lineage: Eukaryota; Viridiplantae; Streptophyta; Magnoliopsida; Fagales; Juglandaceae
Product: protein RALF-like 24
Exons: 1
Coding region: 1-381 (126 amino acids)
Source: RefSeq, a predicted model, not a curated record